Anopheles funestus (African malaria mosquito) is the source of this 3249-nucleotide messenger RNA. RefSeq lists its product as uncharacterized. NCBI's taxonomy places the organism in Eukaryota, Metazoa, Arthropoda, Insecta, Diptera, Culicidae. Bases 1378 to 3135 code for a protein of 585 amino acids. The record is from RefSeq and is a predicted model, not a curated record. The transcript has 5 exons.
GAUCCGGAAUGAUUCCCUGUACAGCUCUGGAGAACGAAGUUUCAUCAAAAUGCAAAGGCUAAAGAUCUCGAAAUGAUUGUUAACAAUUAGAACUGAAGCGAUCUUUUACGGCAUGAAUAGUCCACAAUAAUGUUUUGUGAAUGAUCAUUAUAAAUGACGAUUUUCAGUUGUCGUUUUCAUAUUUUUCACUAAAUAUUUUAAAGUAACAGUUCUGGUUCCUCCAUUUGGCACGAAUCUUUUGAAACCCGAUCGAUUCCGAAACGAGGUCCAUCACUAGUUGGCGCGCGUUGCGAAUCCGUGUCCGAUAAGUAAUAGGCACAGAUGUGAAAGAUUUGAAUUAGAACAUCAAGAUGCGGUGCACUAUUUAUAACUCGUUUUGUAUAUUGCAAACCAUUUUCCAUGCGUAUCAUGACGACGUGCACAUCAGCGCGACGGACGUGCGUGCCAUCAUUUAGUCCAGUAGAAAGGACAGGUUGGAACAUGGUGGAUCUCUCUGUCUUUAGUAUAUUCGAACGAAAACGAUUUCUUUUAUUUGCUGCCUGCAACAUGUGUCCAAAAGACAAAAAAAAACAAAAACAGGUGGAAUGUUAACGGACUAUAUACUGCUUUAGAAAUUCUAUAUCGCCACGCGGGGGUGUAUGUUUGUAUUUUUAUCUGGAUUCAAACGGUUUCCUUACUGAGGCGGCAAUACGGUGCCGAUAGUAGGGGACGACGCAGAGCAAUAAUAAUGGCCUACCAGAGCAACUUUAUCUCAUGUUGCUUACGUUCUUUUUCUGUCGCUUGGUUCUUCCAUUGUUUCCCCCUCGACGUUGGGACAUUGGGUGCGAAAAGGCUAAACUUUAUCAGGAUUGAAACAGUAUUAACCAUUAAACGAUUGGAGCUGUAUUGCGUGCGCUCCUUCACCGGUAUAAUUGAAACCGCCCCACCAGUUGCACACGAGAGACACAUGUUACUACGUUGCGUAGGGUGUGGACAUUCGCCGCAGUAUAACCGCAGUGGUUCAGUGUGCCGAAUAACAUCGUCGGAUGCAGGCCAGAAACGCAUCAACGGUUAGUUCGGACAACGCGGAAAUAUACGCGCGACCAAAAAUAGCCACACUUGUAACGUAAACGAUCGAUUUGUGUCCCGAUCGCCCACACGAUCUGGGAACUGAAAUUUGCAAAAAACAAACCGGUGGGUCAUUUUUUGCACGGAGUUCUGUGUGUGAUGAAAGUGUCAAACGGAACUACUACUAUUACUACAUGCUCGUCAAACGUGUCUAGUGCAUUACCUUAGUGCUGCAAUGUCCGUUGCGUUAUCGUGUUUCUUUGUUUAGUGUUUGUUUAUUUCUGCCCCAAAUCGCUAUUACCCAUUGUUCGAACGUAAAAUUGUGUUAAAAUGUUACAUUUAUUGAUGAUCGUAAUACUCGUAUGCCGGAAUGUUCCGAUCAGUCUGGCAGAUACGAUACCUAUAUUCCCAUCGGAAAAAUUGUCCAUCGCGGAAGGAGCUGGUUUUCUCGCGUUUCUUAACCCGAACGGUGGUGCUGAGUUGCGCAAAUCUGCUGUAGCUGAUGGACACUGGAUUCAUUGUUCCGUGUCCGUUAACAAUGUGCAGUACAGCUUGGACAGUGAUCAGAUUCAUCGGAUCGGUGAUAAAACUACCGUCGAACGGUACGAUUCGGAACGAUGUGGUGUACGGGUGAAAAAUCUUCAGAAAACGCUCGAAACGAGUUGGACUUUGUAUGGCACGGAGCAAAAUGGUGGAGACCGAACCGGUCUUCUCGAGGUGACCGUUUUGUCGAUAAAAUAUAUCGAAGAAUUUAAUGUCACCGUAAGUGGAUCCAGCUCAUCCGCAACGGUUAACUGCCCGGACAAGGACGGUUCACGGUACUGUCGCAUUAUCGAUGCCGAACAGGUCGUGUCCGAAUCCUGCUCAAAAACGGUCGAUCUUACGCAGCAGGUCAGCCACUUCUGGUGUCACGUUAUGUUCUGGGGCGCAAUGACGGAAAGAAUUACAAAGGUUAAUCUGUUCGUGGAGGAGGAUGAUCGUGACGUGAAGGCAACGGUGGAUGAAACGGAGGACCAUAUCGUAUUGUCUUGCCAGUACCGUUCGACGGUUUCGCUGUGCCGCGCCUUAUCGGAAACAGAUAAUCGCCAGUACAUGCUGCUUGAUGGUCAUCUCUCUGGGCGUUACUCGGCGUACAAUACAAAAAUUUCAAAAGGACUCUGUACGUUGGAAAUUAAAAAACCUCUUGCACCGGCGGACGUUGGCGUGUGGCGCAUCUUUCAACAGCUGAACCCAACCGACUACACCGGGUGUGUGUUUGACGUUAAGGGGAAACGGUUCUUCAGAGGACGUACCGUACGUACGCGUAGCUCGUCCGCUAGAAACAACCGGUUAGAGGUGCCAACAACCGAUAUUGAAAUAUUCCGUGAUCCUCGCUCAUCUAGCGCACCGGUAACGCUGUCCUGCGAGGUACCGUAUGCGAUCGAGUAUUGCUACCUUUCCGGACCGACCGGCAGUGAUUAUGCGCCGCAACGGUUCGAUCGCUUCAAAUCGCUCGGUAUCUGUCGGUUCGAGGUUGUCAACAUUACGAGCGGUGUGUGGGCCUGCGGCAUUAACGAUCUAGACGGUGCGCAAGAUCAUCUCACGUACUACAACGUGAGUGUAUAUCAGCAGCCGGGAAAAACCGUUACCCGGCAGCUAACGGCCAGCACAGGUGAUCGUGAACAACGGUUGCUCUGUCGCACGAUACUGGACCUUCCGAUCGAUAUCUGCCGUUUCGUCGAUCCGUACGGCGAGGUACACGGGGUAUCGAAUCAGAUGAAACCCUCGGUUGAUGCACGCUAUCGCUACUACGGGAAGGGUUUGCGCGAGGGCGAAUGUGGGCUGGAGAUAGUGGAGCUGCGGGAAAGGGACAUCGGCUGGUGGAAGUGUUUGUUUAAGGUGCGCGGACAGGAGUACGAAAUAUCGAUGGAGAUUGUUGAAGAAGCUAUGAGUGUCGGUGCGAUAAUAGGGAUCAGUAUUGCGGCCACUGUAGUGCUUGGUAUUGUUGGAGUCUUUGCCUAUCGGAAGCUGAAUCGACGAUACACCGGACCGACCUAUACUGUUUCGUCUAGUAUGACGAACAUGUCGAACGGUUCGCAUCAGUCUUAAGUAAAGAAGGACGAACAAAACGACGGUGCUGUGCGUUCUAUUGUUCUUUAUUCUGUUUGAACCAAAUAAAAGUAUUGCUUUUAGGUCAUUGUAGGCCUACUGAACGUUUAAAAA